Molecule: messenger RNA, 270 nt
Organism: Didymodactylos carnosus
Lineage: Eukaryota; Metazoa; Rotifera; Eurotatoria; Philodinida; Philodinidae
Source: the annotation of a GenBank genome assembly
AUGGGUAUAACUCUAAGUUGGCUGGUUAUCAUUUUCUUCUUACCGGAUAAAGUUAAAGUAUUUUAUUGUGGACUGAUCGGAAUAGUUGGUCGUUAUUGUCAAGAAUAUCAACCACAACGUUUUAUUCGAUAUAUAGCUAGUGCAUUGAGCUUCUGCUUAUUACUUUAUUUAAAUAUUACACUGUGGGAAUUAAUUGGCUUAGGAUUAUUAGCAAUAACUAUGAAUCUCACGGUUAAUGAAUUUAAAGUAUUCUACAAAUCAAAGAUCUAA